Sinocyclocheilus grahami is the source of this 4474-nucleotide messenger RNA. Its product is annotated as ubiquitin carboxyl-terminal hydrolase 19-like. The coding region runs from base 549 to 4241 and encodes 1230 amino acids. The record is from RefSeq and is a predicted model, not a curated record. The transcript has 22 exons. Gene Ontology annotation, biological process: protein deubiquitination. Gene Ontology annotation, molecular function: cysteine-type deubiquitinase activity. Lineage: Eukaryota; Metazoa; Chordata; Actinopteri; Cypriniformes; Cyprinidae.
CGUGCGUAUGUUUGUGUGUGGAGCAGGUUGGCGUGAUCGCCGUCUCUACCCGGUUUGUUUUUGUUCUCUAACAAAGUGACAGUCUCAGAGCAGCGGUCGGCUCUGCAAGUGGAGGACGGACACCGUCGUUACAUCUUUGUUUGUGUUUACAGUAACCCUGUUUCUGAUUUAACACCACAAAAUGGAUCCUGGUUAAGGAUUAUUUUGGAAAUAAAGAAGAAUUCAGUUUUUAGGAUGGCGAGCUGAUGCGGCUCAGGGGCGAUCGGCGGCCCGCUGCCGUGUGUGAAGCCUGGGGCUGAAUUAAGCUGCAGUCGCCGCGGCUCCGCUGACGGAGGAAAGGACACGCCGCUGCGACUCCUUAUUACAGAAGAACAACGAAACAAAUCUCCCUCUGAUUCUCUUCUGGGAGUGCUCUCACUUGAAACGCCGCCAAGAUAGCUGGACCGGGCAGGAAACGGCACAGCUCAGAUCCAGACCCCUGUGGAAGCAGCUCCGGCAGUGGGAGCGAGGUAGGAGACGGCCGACCCAUUAGCGGCAAGUGGCUGAAGAUGGCCAGCAGCAGUACAGGACCCAGUGAAUCGGGCCGGAGGCGAGGUCAGAGAGGACCUGACGAUGUGGUCAGCACCAGUAAGAAGAAGCAGAAGGACAGAGCUAACCAGGAGAGCAAGGAGGCCAAGCGGGCCACCUCAGCCACCAGCUCAGUGACUAGAAAAGAUUUGUUUGUGGACUGGAAGCAGAAUGUGUACGAGGUGAUAGUGAGGCUGAACUGUGAAGAUGCUGGGGUGCUGAGAGUGGAAGAUAUCGAUUAUGCCUUUUCCGAUUCCGCCUGCCACAUCCGUCUGCCGGAUGGCCGUGAAUGGAGCUGUCAUCUCCAUGAAGAGAUUGAAGCCUCAUGCAGUAAACUGCUUUAUAAGGAGAAAAUAAAAGUUCUGCAGCUUGUCAUGCACAAGAAGAUCCCCCUCAACACAUGGCCCACCUUUGCUAACAAGAAAAAGACGGAAAAGGUAAACAUCCUUAGAGAGAAUGGCAGCAACCACCACCAGUCAACCACAGGGCAGUCUGAAAAAUCUGGCGAAAUCAUUGAGAAAAUGCCCACAGUGACCACUGCUGAGCAGAAACGAGGUAAACCUGACCGAGGGUUAAAGCGAGGGAUGAAAGGCAAACAGGUGGAGCUCACUGAGAGCACAGGUGUGAAGGUAGCUGAGAUUAAAUCAAAUGAUAAAGCAGACCCGAUCAAUGAGCCCAGCACAAAGCGCACCACACGACCAUCCAGAAACACAAAGGAGCCCCAACUAGCUCCCUGCUCGACAAAAGAGUCUCAGUCCAAACAAGCAGUUAAUGGAAAAACCCAUUCGUUAGCUGUGAGCAGUGGUGCCUCUUCAGCUAGUAAUUCAAAAGAUAACAGGGUUCAGAUGCAGGUCAAAGGUCAAGGAUGCCAGGCAUCACCAAGAGAAAAAGAGAUGGACAGGAGGCCAAAAAGCAACGAUCAGGUUGAGGAAAAUGAAAGUAAGACUGUUUCCUCAGUGUGUGAGCUGAAGGUGGCACAACAGGAGAGUUCUCCUCUAGUGAAAAUGCACACUGGGAACAUAGCAGCUGAUGAGAGAGAAAACAGAAAAGAUGAAAAGAAGCCACAGGUUGAUGCCCAGAUCCCUAAAAUGCUUCCAUCUCCUGAUUUGGUAUCUGGAGCGCCUGUUUCAACAGCCUCUAAGAGAGAGGAGUCCCCUCAAAAGAGCUGCACAGAGGAGAAGAAAGACAAGUCCAAGGAGGAUCCACAUGGAGGGAGCCAAGAGGAGGAUACUGAAGGUCCGGAGCCGAUGGUGAACUUGAAGUUUGUGAAGAAUGACUCUUAUGAGAAAGGGAUAGACCUGAUGGUUGUUAAUGUCUACAUGAAAGAAAUCUGCCGGCAGACGUCCAGGGUGUUGUUCAGGGAACAAGACUUCACUCUUGUCUUCCAGAGCAGUGAUCCCAACUUUUUGCGCCUUCAUCCGGAUUGUGGACCAAACACUGUCUUUAAAUGGCAGGUUAAACUCAGGAAUCUAAUUCAGCCAGAUCAGUCCAGCUAUGCCUUCACACCGUCCCGUAUCGACAUCACCCUGAAGAAAAGACACAGUCAGCGCUGGGGAGGUCUGGAGGCACCUGCCACACAAGAAGUGCUGCAGGUGCGUGAUAAUUCAGAUGUUUCCAUAACCUUUGACCCCUUCCUGUACUUGCCUGUCCCCCUACCUCAAAAGCAGAAGGUGUUGACUGUUUUCUAUUUCGCUAAAGAGCCUCACAAGAAACCAGUCAAGUUUUUGGUCAGUGUGAGUAAAGAGAACUCAAGCACGGCUGAAGUACUGGAGUCAAUAUCUCGCAGUGUGAGGAUCAAACCAGAGAACCUGUGGCUGGCAGAGGUGGUGAAGAACAGGUUCCACAGAAUCUUCUCACCGUCUCAAUCUUUAGACACAGUCUCUUCCAGUGACCUGCUUUUCUGCUUUGAGGUGUUGUCUAAAGAUCUUGCCAAAGAGAGAGUGGUGCUGCUGAAGGUCCAACAGAGACCUCUGGUUCCAAGCAUCCCAAUUACAAAGUGCGCUGGCUGCAUGAAGCCUCCUGCCUCUGACGACGAGAAGCUCAAGCGCUGUACUCGCUGUUACCGUGUUGGCUACUGUAAUCAGGCCUGCCAGAAGAAGCACUGGCCCAAUCACAAGACCACAUGCCGGCCCAAUGUGGAGAAUAUUGGACUGCCGUUUUUAAUUAGUGUGCCUGAGUCUAGGCUGACUUACUCCCGCCUGACACAGCUUUUGGAAGGCUACUCUAGGUACUCUGUCAAUGUGUUCCAGCCACCUUUCCAGUCCGGUCGGACGUCUCCAGAGGCCAGCCUGUCCCAUGUUGACCUGGCCUCCUUGGCGAGCAACGUCUCAGAGUGUCAGGAGCAGGAGGAGGAACAGUCAUCUGCAGGAGAAGCGGAAAACCAAGCGGAGCAGGGUGACUCUGUCACAGCCCCGCAAACUGAGACCGUGUCUGUGAUCUCCGCAGCAGGUGGGGACACUCUCUCCGCACACACCAAUGACUCGGGGUGCGGUGAGCUCGCCACCAGCUCCCAAAAUUCUUUGGUGGAGAAAGAAACAUCAUGUGAAAAGGCUAUAAAACCAGAAGCUGUAGUGACCGGGUAUCAGCAGCCUUCUGAGUCAGCCACUGGAAGUGCGUCUCAAUUCCACAUCACAGUUCUGGACUCAAGCCAAAAGGAGGACAGAAAACUUGAGGACAAAGGUGAUGUGAUACUGGAGCUGCCUGAUGACUGCACGCUGGAGCUGGUGUGGAAGAACAACGAGCGGCAGAAGGAAUAUGUGCUGGUCCGCUCUAAAGAGCUGGAGUUUGAUGAGGACCCUGGCUCUGCUACAGAGACAUCCAGGGCUGGACACUUCACUUUAGAGCAGUGCCUGAAUCUCUUUACCAAACCUGAGGUGCUGGCCCCUGAAGAGGCAUGGUAUUGUCCUAAGUGUCAGCAACACAGGGAAGCCUCUAAACAGCUGCUGCUUUGGCGUCUUCCCAACGUGCUUAUCAUCCAGCUCAAGCGCUUCUCUUUUAGGAGCUUCAUAUGGAGGGACAAGAUUAAUGAUAUGGUUGAUUUCCCAGUCAGAAACCUGGAUCUGAGUAAGUUUUGUAUUGGUCAUAAGGGUGACAUCCAGCAGCCCCCCAUCUAUGAUCUCUACGCUGUGAUCAACCAUUAUGGCGGCAUGAUCGGAGGACACUACACGGCCUAUGCACGUCUUCCCAGCGACAAGAACAGCCAGCGCAGCGACGUCGGCUGGCGUUUGUUUGAUGACAGCACAGUGACAACGGUGGAAGAGAGUCAGGUGGUUACACGUUACGCCUAUGUACUGUUCUACCGCCGCAGGAACUCUCCGGUAGAGAGGCCGUCUCACUUACUGGGGCCCCUUGGCGCCGAAUCCUCUGCUGCAACCGGCGGUGCUGCCAGUCAGGCGUCUCUGAUAUGGCAGGAACUGGAGGAGGAUGAGGAGGGGCAGCAAGAGGCCUCUUUUCGGAGCCUGUUUUGCCCAGGGCUGCGUGGAAGAAGAGCCAGGAUGAGGCCAGAGGAAGAAGAGGAGGGCAGGGGAGGGCAUUCUCACCGCAGACGAGACCGCAUCUCAGAUUACUCUGAUGGCGAGCGUCUGAGAUAUUUCAUCAUGGGCACUGUGGCGGCAGUCCUAGCCUUGCUGUUCAACCUCAUCUAUCCUUUGUUGUACUGGUCCAACUGGGCUUAAUUUACUGGUCACUGCAGCCGCAGACCCUCAGCAGAAACUAAAGAUUUGCACUUUGCAUUGUUCUAUUAGUCAUCACUCUUCUCUUAACAACUUCAAUGUUAUUUAGCUUGGGAGUCACACAGACUGAUAUAUAUCCAUGCUAUUCAGGGUUGUUUUUAUUUUUCAUUUGUUGUUUUACAAUAAUGUCCAGAAUGUUUCAUAAACACUCAGGAAAAAUGUCUUGCAUAAAUAUA